Messenger RNA from Callithrix jacchus (white-tufted-ear marmoset), 3590 nucleotides. The record is from RefSeq and is a predicted model, not a curated record. Lineage: Eukaryota; Metazoa; Chordata; Mammalia; Primates; Cebidae.
CUGGCCAGUUCCCCAGCACAGCCCCUCCCUGGGGCCUCCAAUACCUGUCCUUCAGAUCCCCACUGUCUCCUGACACUUUUCUACCCUGACAUCUGCAUCCCCAGCCUUAAGGGGCGUGGAGAGUUUCUUCUCUUAUCAGCUUGUUUUACUGCCCCUCCUCCUUGGUUACACAGUAAUUUGGAGCAAAAUUCCUGGCAAGGAUAGAUCAACAACUGUCAGCUCCCAGCCAGAGAGAAAGGGCCCCUUCAGCGCCGUCUCAGAAGACUGGGAGAAGAAGCAGAAAGGACCCCACAAGGAAGGGAGAGGCGCCCGUGGAAAGAGGGCUUCACAUGUGAAGUAAGGUCAGGGAAACUAGAACAGAAAAAAGCCAGGGCCAGCCCAGAGACAGCUGAGAAGAAUCAGACUCACAGCUCAGCCCAGCCCUGGCACAGAGAAAAGACAGGCCUGGCAGCACCCAGGGACCCUCUUUCCUCAGCCUCCACCUGCAGGACAGCAGGAGCACUGAUGCUCUGGAAGGUAUGUUCUGGAGUCUGAAACAGCAGAAUUUAAGGAAGUAAAGAUGGGUGUCUGGAAAAAAUCCUCAAGCUGCUGUGCAGCCCAUGGCUGAGUUGGCCACCUGAGGCCACGGGUGGCACUCCAGCCUCCCAGAGGCUGGCUAGAGCCACAGGAAAGGGCCAGAAGCCAGAGAAAGGACAAAGGUGGACACCUGCCUCCAUGUCUCCUCUGGAAACUGAUCUCCCCUUUCCUGCGCCUUAUUGUCUCUCCCUCUUCUCUUUGUUCGCUGCUGGGCAGUGACCGCAGGGAUCCUGGCCUAAGCUGGUGAUUGGGCAGGAAACUGCAUCCACAAAGACCGUUCUCCGGAAGAUUGAACCCCAAUUCAGCCAUGGUGACUCCUUUGACAUCAAACUGGUGAGGGCUGUGAGCCGGGGGCACAGGACACCAUUCCUUCCAGCUCCUCUGUUGUGAUCUGCCCAUGGAAGUCCCUGUGGACACGAAAUCCUGCUUGGAUCAUCUAACUGGAGGCUCUCUGUUCUUCACCUCCACAUGCCCUCUUGACCCCAGAACGUUCAGGGGAGGAAGUACACCACCCUCCACUGGCACCCCCCUUGGCCUACACAGAGUCACCCCUGAGCCCCUCAAUGUGUGCUGAGGUGGGCCCUGCUCUCUACAGGGGUAUGGAAAGGAAUAGCUUGGGGUGCUGUGAGGCCCCCAAGAAGCUGGGCCUGUCCUUCUCCAUCGAGGCGAUCCUAAAGAGGCCUUCCAGGGGGAGCGAUGUAAACAGGCCAGAAGGGGCAGGCGGAGAGGGCCCCGGAGAAGCUGCAGCCUCAGGCUCUGGCCUAGAAAAGCCCCCACAGGACCAGCCCCAAGGUGCUGACACCAAGGCCACUGACCCGACUUGGACCCUCUCCCAUGCAGAAGGGAGGAAGAGCAAGCGGAGGGUUCGUACCACCUUCACCACCGAGCAGCUGCAUGAGCUGGAGAAGAUCUUCCACUUUACCCACUAUCCAGAUGUGCACACCCGCAGUCAGCUGGCAGCCAGGAUCAACCUCCCAGAAGCUCGGGUGCAGAUCUGGUUCCAGAAUCAGCGAGCCAAGUGGCGGAAGCAGGAGAAGACUGGCAGCCUGGGGGCCCCACAGAAGCUGAGUGAAGACAGCAUGGCCCUGCCCACAAAUCUGGAUGUGGCUGGACCCAUGUGGACAUCCACCACUCUGCACAGGCUGGCUCCUCCCAUGGGGUGUUGUCCAUCUGCUCAAGGUCAGCUGGCCUCUGCCUGGAUCCCUGCCUGGAUCACCUUCCUCCCAUGGCACCCAUGGGUAACGCAGCCUGUCCCAGGUCCUCCCACCCAUCAAACUUGCGUCCCUACCCUGUGUUCUUCCACCUCCACACCCUAAAAGGGGCAGCUUCUGUGCUACCUCAACAUAGAGAUUGGACAUCCUCUCCCCAAAUGAGCCACUCUCCUCUCCAGGUGAAGGCAGGUAGCAGAUGUGCCCUGGGCCUCUGGGGGAAUCGAUCUUAUAAUCCAAACAUGGCCCACAGCCCAGGAAGCUACCCUGAACAUGCCAGUUGGAAGGUGGUACCAGACUCAACAGAAAAGUCUAUGAUAAAGGACAGCUCUCGUCUCUCCUGGCCAAAGCUGCUUUCCUGGUUCAGAAGAUGGGCUGGAUGAGAUCUCAGGCCGAGCUCUGAAACGGGGAGGUAAUCCUCUAGCACCUGUGCUUCCUCUAGUCACUCACCCUCGCUGGACCUCAUCUGUUAGAGGAGGCAGCUGGAUAAAAUGAUUUUUGAAGACCUUUCCAUGGUGGGCAUUGAGACACAGAAGAGGCCAAGGAGAGACUGUUUGUUCAUGUAUGCACUCAUCCAUGAUGAGUACCUACUGGGGAUGCCAUAAACAGAACUGGAUAUAGAAAUAAACAACUCGGGUCCUGUCCUCGUUCGUCAAAGUGUAGUGCUGGCCCGCUCCUGCAAGAACACUUGCUCAGCAACCUUGCUGUUGGCCCAUGUCUAACAUGUUCUUUAUGAUUGUGAGCAUCUCAGAGUGAGAGGAAAAUGUAGAAAGUUUUUAAAAUGCUAAACAGGAUUUAGUGUCUUUAGUUAUCCUGCUGGAUUGGGAAGAGAUGUUGUCGUUUCUGGCACGAAUGAAAAGUAGGACGGUAAGCUCUUUUCAUUUGGUUUAUCUUUCCAGGGUAUGUGCAAGGGGACCAGAUGGAAGACCAGCCUCACUCUGUCCCAGAAAGGCCGAGCUUUCAGUCAACUCCCUGUUUCCAUGCAAAGACCCUGGGCAAACCACAUGCUCUGUUUGAGCCUCAGUCUUCCUAUCUGUAAAAUGAAGGUAGUAAUUCCCACUGGUCGUCUGCCUCAAAGAGCAUUCAGGACGCUGAGAGGACACAGGAGUACUUUGCAAAGUGAGGGUGAGGCCUCAAGUGGAGUAAUGUUGUUAUUUCAAGAUUCCACUGCCAAGGUGGCUGCUUUGGAUCCCAACCCAGGAUGAGUAGCUUCUGCUCUCAGGGAGGUCAUCGCUGAGCUGCCCUUCUGCACAGGUGCCUCUGAUUCUUGUCUUUGCAGGUAGAGGACUGGGCCUGCUCUCCUAAGCCUGAAAGCCUGGAAUGACCCCUUGCACAAGCCUAAAGUAAACUCAAGGAAUCUUCCCCAAAUCCCAGAUCUUCUGCAAUCUACCUGUGCCCCUGACCCACCCAGGAGUUGGACCAGGAGUUGGCAUCCCUACAUCUUAGUCCUGCACUCCUAAUAUGCUAGGUAACCUUACCGUUAAUCUCUCUGGGCGUCAGUUUUCUCGUUGGAGGUAGCUAUGCUAGCUCUGCCUGCAGGCAUGCACAAUGCCAGAACAACAGACAACAGCUCACAAGAUGCAAAAGUGCUUUGCCAUCUCAAAAGUGCCGGAUCACGCAAAGUGUAUGAAUGUGGAUACGGACACCCAGUCUCCAGCACCGCUGGAUGAAAGGAGAAGGCUAGAGGCUGAGGGAGGAAAACCAGUUAACAAACAAAGGCAGUCGCUCAUCACUUGGGUAGCAGGUACCCAUUUUAGGACCCUAAACUCAAAUGUGCAAAAUAAAAUUUCUAUCAUUUUGCGAUAA